AUGGCCCUCAAGAACUAUGAUGGCAAGAGGCAUGCUGACUUCACCAAUAAUGAAGCUUCAAGGACAGCAGAGCCUCUUGAGGCGCUGAAUUGGAAUUCCAAAAUGGAUAUUGGAGCUUCUUACCCAGAAGCGGCGACGGCGGGCAACUACUCGUGCAAGCUGGAGGCGGCGGAGGCGGAGAGGAAGAGCGACGGCGACGGGGAAUACGAAGCUGGGAAGAAGACUCAGUUGCGGAGAUUGCGGGGGAGUGUGGAGGAUUCUGAUGCGGAAGUUGCGGAGCGGCAGAAGAGGAUGAAGGAAACCGAUGGUCAUCCGGAUGACAAGGAGAGGGAGGAGGCGAGGAAUGGAGACCUCAAGAGAGAAGGGGAAGUGGGGAGUGAAGAGUCGAAGAUGGAACCCGUCGAGAGAGAGAGAAAGCCGCUGUAUGAGAAGUAUUUGGAGUGGAAGAGGAGGAAGGAGGAGGAGGAGGAGGAAGAAGAGCGUAAAAGGAACCCCGAGAAGGUAACAGACCCUUACGCCUUUGAAGCUAGGUUGUUCAGGCAGAGGUGGGACGAAUUCUAUUUGAAGAACUACGGUUGCUUCGAUAAGAAAGACUAAUAUCCCUUGCAAGCGUUUUACACAUAAUACUCUGCCACACGGUGGCACUGCUGACCAGACUUUACAAGUAUUUUAUGUCAAAGUUGGAGGAAUAACUGGAG
Molecule: messenger RNA, 698 nt
Organism: Setaria italica (foxtail millet)
Lineage: Eukaryota; Viridiplantae; Streptophyta; Magnoliopsida; Poales; Poaceae
Product: cilia- and flagella-associated protein 251-like
Exons: 3
Coding region: 1-597 (198 amino acids)
Source: RefSeq, a predicted model, not a curated record